AUGAAUCGAUGAAAUCUCAAUCGUUGACUCUGAAUUUAUUUCUGUUUUGAUGAUCGUAUUCGGCUGCAAAAAGGAUAAAAAGCUACAAAUAUAGAAAAGCUAUCCACCAGAAAUGGCGGAUAGCAGUGAUACAGAAAGCCAGAGCAUCCAGGUGGUUGCAGAGGUGCCGGUUUUGACCCAGUAUCUCCGGAAAACUUUGCCUCUUCUGCUCGAAAAUGGCGAGCCAUCUGUGGCAUUGGACAACGCCCUUGCUGAGAAAGGGCACGUAGAAUGCAUGAAAAAAUUCCUUUCUGAUCCACAAGUUCAUUGUUUAAUGGUUCAGAGGAAUGUGACAAAAGAUGAUGAUGAUGAAGCGAGUGAAGCUUCAGAACCCGGGGAACCCGAGGUGAUAACGUACACUCUGAUGAACACGGCUCAGUUCACCAACACCAAAAUGAUGAGUGUUGUGUUCCUGAAGAAAGGUGUACUGGUUGACGGUGAUAAGUCUAUGUCUUCGCAACUACGUGUCAUUGCCUUCAGUGAGGGCUCCCCCUUUGAGACCCUACAUGCAUACGUCAGUGAAGCCAUGGCCCCCUUCUUCAAAUCCUACAUACGGGCUACAGGAAAAGUUGAUAGGGAUGGUGACAAAAUGGCACCAACAGUUGAGAAGAAAAUUUCAGAACUAGAAAUGGGACUCCUUCAUCUUCAACAAAACAUUGACAUCCCUGAAAUUACACUUCCCAUCAAUCCUAUUGUGUCUUCAAUGAUCCGCAAAUGUCAAGAUGAAAAUCGUAGGCCAAAGGUCAUCGAUUUUGCAGACAAGGCAGAGGACUCGGUUUUCUUGAAUCAACUUCAAAAUGGCGUAAACAGGUGGAUUAGAGAGAUUCAGAAGGUGACCAAGUUGGAUCGUGAUCCGGCAUCAGGCACAGCACUCCAGGAAAUCAGCUUCUGGUUGAAUCUGGAGAGGGCGCUAAUGAAAGUUCAAGAGAAGCGAGAAAGCAUUGAUGUCGCUCUAACACUAGAAAUUCUGAAACAUGGCAAACGUUUCCAUGCAACCGUCAGCUUUGAUACUGAUACAGGUUUGAAGCAAGCAUUAGACACGGUGAAUGACUUUGCCCCUCUUAUGAAAGACUUCCCUUUGAAUGAUUUGCUGGCCGCAUCCGAGCUCGACCGUAUCAGGUUGGCCCUCGUCAGUAUCUUCCAACACCUCAGAAAGAUCAGGAACACCAAAUACCCAAUUCAAAGAGCUCUACGACUAGUGGAAGCCAUCUCUAGAGAUUUGACAACUCAACUUCUCAAGGUGCUUGGAACAAGACGCCUAAUGCACAUUAGCUUUGAGGAGUUCGAAAAGGUCAUGUCUGCAUGCUUUGAGGUAUUUGGAACUUGGGAUGACGAGUACGAGAAGUUACAGGGUUUGCUACGUGAUAUCGUCAAGAAAAAGCGUGAAGAAAGCUUAAAGAUGGUAUGGCGUGUCAACCCCAACCACAAACGACUCCAAGUCAGACUAGAAACCAUGAGAAAAUUUCGUCGGCAGCAUGAACAAUUACGUACUGUGAUAGUACGAGUACUACGACCAGCUGUUGCCCCCCCAACGGCCCCUGGCAGCCCUGGUGGUCCACGCUCUGAGGAGUCCCAACAGACUAAUAUGAAUGAGCUUCUGAUGGAUGCUGCGGAUGCUAAUGCAAUUGAAGAAGUGAACCUAGCCUACGAAAAUGUGAAGGAAGUAGAUGGGCUCGAUGUGACACGUGAAGGCUCAGAUGCCUUUGAGGCAGCCAUGAAGAGGUAUGAUGAACGUAUAGACCGUGUAGAAACUAGAAUUACUGCACGUCUUCGUGAUCAACUGGGCACAGCCAAGAACGCAAACGAAAUGUUCCGUAUAUUCUCGCGUUUCAACGCCCUGUUUGUACGACCUCACAUUCGCGGAGCCAUCCGGGAAUAUCAAACACAGUUGAUACAGCGUGUCAAAGACGACAUCGAGGCUCUUCACGAUAAAUUCAAGGUCCAGUAUCCAUUGAGCAAGGCCAGUAAGAUGAGUAAGGUGAGGGACUUGCCUCCCACCUCUGGAUCCAUCAUCUGGGCAAGACAGAUUGAUCGCCAGCUCACAGCCUACAUGAGGCGAGUAGAGGAUGUACUUGGCAAAGGCUGGGAAAAUCAUGUUGAAGGUCAGAAGUUGAAAGCAGAUGGAGAUAGCUUCCGUGCUAAACUAAGCACUCAGGAGGUGUUUGAUGAUUGGUCAAGAAAGGUUCAGCAGCGUCAACUUGGAGUCACCGGCCGCAUCUUCACAAUUGAAAGUCAGAGAGCUCGCGCUGGAACAAAGUCCAACGUCCUCAAACUCAGAAUCAACUUCUUACCGGAUAUCAUAACAUUGUCCAAGGAGGUACGUAACUUGAAAUGGCUUGGUUUCCGUGUGCCGUUAGCAAUUGUCAACAAGGCACAUCAGGCCAAUCAGCUAUACCCAUUCGCAAUCUCUCUGAUCGAGAGUGUUAGGACCUACGAACGUACCUGUGACAAGGUUGAAGCAAGGCCAACCAUCACUCUCUUGGUUGCAGGUCUGAAGAAAGAAGUACAAGGCUUGAUCGCAGAAGGAAUUGGUCUUGUUUGGGAGUCUUACAAACUUGAUCCUUAUGUUCAGAAGUUGGCUGAGACUGUCUUUAACUUCCAAGAGAAAGUGGACGAUUUACUUAUGAUAGAGGAGAAAAUCGAUCAGGAUGUACGAUCACUUGAUAGUGCUGAUUACAAUGCCAACAUCUUUGCAGAAAUUCUAGGCCAUAUCCAGAAAGCUGUAGAUGAUUUGAGCUUGCACUCUUACUCCAAUCUCCCUCAAUGGGUCGCCAAGUUGGACUCAGUGGUCGAGAAGUGUCUUGCCAAGAGAUUGCAAGCUGGGCUGCAGGCUUGGACAAAAUGCUUGUAUGGUGAUAAGACAUCCAGAUUUGAGGAGACCAUGGAUACAGAUGCACCUGCUAAACACAAGCCAGGUGGUGACCCCAAGAUCAAGGGUUUGAUCCAUGAGAUCAGAAUCACAAACCAGGUCAUGUACUUGGGCCCACCAAUUGAGGAGGCCAGGUACCAGCUCCUGCAACAGCUCUUUGCUUGGCAGCAGAUUGUUACAUCACAGAGACGUCUGGAGAGCUCACGUUACCAGGUUGGUGUUGAUCACCAUGAGUCUGCUAAACACUCUGUCUACCGGAACCUCCUGACCAAGCUCCCAGAUGGGCCCAUUAUAUUAGAAGAAGCUUACAGGGCAAUUGAUGACACCUUGAACUACGUGAAGGAGUAUGUUAAGGUGUGGCUUCAGUAUCAGUCCUUGUGGGAUAUGCAGUCGCACAACAUCUACAACAAGCUCGGAGAGGACAUGACAAGAUGGACUCAGCUCUUGACAGAAAUUAGACAAGCUCGUACCACUUUUGAUACUGCCGAGUCAAGAAAGGAAUUUGGACCUAUUGUGGUGGAUUAUGGAAAGGUGCAGUCAAAAGUGAACAUGAAGUACGACACUUGGCACAAGGAGAUUUUGAGCAAAUUUGGAACGAUGCUCGGCAACGAGAUGACAGAAUUCCACUCCUCACUCUCAAAGUCUCGAACAGAGCUUGAACAGCACUCAGUCGAUACAGCCAGCACAGCUGAUGCCGUUAGCUUCAUCACAUACGUACAGAACCUUAAGAGGAAACACCGUACUUGGGAGAAGCAAGUAGAGAUGUAUCACCACGGGCAGAAGCUUCUUGAGAGGCAGCGCUACCAGUUCCCAUCCAGCUGGCUGUACGUGGAUAACAUCGAAGGUGAAUGGGGGGCUUACAAUGAAAUCAUGAAGAGGAAGGAUGCCUCCAUCCAACAACAGGUUGCUAGCCUACAGAUGAAAAUUGUUGCUGAGGAUAAGACUGUUGAGCUCAGAACCUCAGAACUACUGGCAGAGUGGGAGAAAGGCAAACCCAUUCAGGGUGAUCUGAAGCCAGACGCAGCAACCAGUGCAUUGACCAUCUUCGAAGGAAAGUUUGCCAGGUUGAAAGAGGAUAGAGACAACAUUGCCAAAGCUAAAGAAGCUCUCGAACUGAAAGAAGCAGGCACAUUCACUAACAGUGAAGAGAGAAUGCAAGUGGCCUUAGAAGAACUCCAGGACCUGAAGGGUGUGUGGUCAGAACUCUCCAAGAUCUGGGAAAGUAUCGACGAUAUGAAGGAAAAGCCUUGGCUUUCCAUCCAGCCACGAAAACUUCGACAGAACAUUGACAGCCUCCUGGCUCAGAUGAAAGAACUGCCGGCCAGACUUCGUCAGUAUUCCUCCUAUGAGCAUGUGCAGAAGAUGCUCAAAGGUUUUGCCAAGGUUAACAUGUACAUUGUGGAAUUGAAGUCUGAGGCCUUGAAAGAACGCCACUGGAAGCAGUUGAUGAAGUCACUACGCGUCAACUGGGUUCUAGCAGAGCUGACCCUAGGCCAUGUCUGGGAUAUUGACCUCCUCAGGAAUGAGUCCAUUGUCAGGGACGUCAUCAACAUUGCUCAGGGUGAAAUGGCUCUGGAGGAGUUCUUAAAACAAGUUCGUGAAAGUUGGCAGUCAUAUGAACUAGACAUGAUUAAUUACCAGAACAAAUGCCGAAUCAUCCGUGGAUGGGAUGAUCUCUUCAACAAAGUUAAGGAGCACAUCAACAGUGUCGCUGCAAUGAAACUCUCACCUUACUACAGGGUAUUUGAAGAUGAGUCUCUACAGUGGGAGGAGAAGCUGAACCGCAUCAAUGCCAUCUUUGAUGUAUGGAUCGACGUCCAAAGACGUUGGGUGUACCUGGAAGGGAUCUUCACCGGCAGUGCCGACAUCAAGCAUCUCUUACCUGUAGAGACCCAGCGAUUCUCAAGUAUCAGCAAUGAAUUCUUGGGAUUAAUGAAGAAAGUAGCAAAGUCACCACUGGUCCUUGAUGUAGUCAACAUCCCAGGAGUUCAAAAAGGACUGGAGAGAUUGGCUGAUCUUCUAGGAAAGAUCCAGAAGGCAUUAGGAGAGUACCUGGAGAGGGAAAGAUCAUCAUUCCCAAGAUUCUACUUCGUUGGUGAUGAAGAUCUACUGGAGAUCAUUGGCAACAGCAAGAAUGUAGAGAAACUCCAGAAGCAUUUCAAGAAGAUGUUUGCAGGCAUCGCUGCACUUAUCCUGAAUGAGGAUUCCACCAUUGUGAACGGAAUCUCAUCUCGUGAGGGUGAGGAUGUACUAUUCAAGACUCCCGUGUCCAUCACAGACCAUCCCAAGAUCAAUGAAUGGCUGACGUUGGUAGAGAGCGAGAUGCGCUUGACUCUCGCUAAACUCCUUGCCUCUGCCGUUGCUGGCAUUGAACAGUUCAAGGAGGGUGCUAUUAACUCUGAGAAGUAUUUGGAAUGGGUUGAUCAGUACCAGGCCCAGUUAGCUGUACUAUCAGCCCAGAUCUCAUGGUCUGAAGGCUUGGAAAAGGCACUGACAAAGGUGUCACAGAAUCCAUCUGCUGGCUUAGGCCCAAUGCAGGAAGUCUUGAAGACAGUUGAGGGAACACUGCAAGUAUUGGCCAACUCAGUUCUGCAAGAGCAGCCUCCAGUCAGACGAAAGAAGCUGGAACACUUGAUCACGGAACUUGUCCAUCAACGUGAUGUAACUCGCGAGUUAAUCAAGAACAACGUAUGCGACCCACAAUCAUUUGACUGGCUGUGUCAUAUGCGAUUCUACUUUGACCCGAAGAACCCUGAAGUCCUGGAGCAGCUAUCCAUCCGAAUGGCCAAUGCUAAAUUCCAUUAUGGAUUUGAGUAUCUUGGUGUGCAUGAUAAACUUGUCCAGACACCACUGACUGACCGCUGCUACCUUACUAUGACCCAGGCCUUGGAGAGCCGACUUGGCGGAUCACCUUUUGGUCCUGCUGGAACUGGUAAGACAGAAUCUGUGAAAGCUCUUGGCAACCAACUUGGACGAUUCGUAUUAGUAUUCAAUUGCGAUGAAAACUUUGAUGUUCAGGCCAUGGGACGAAUCUUUGUGGGACUUUGUCAGGUAGGAGCAUGGGGCUGCUUUGAUGAGUUCAACCGUUUGGAGGAGAGGAUGUUGUCUGCCUGUUCUCAACAAAUCCAAACAAUUCAAGAGGCUUUGAAGGAGAAGGCAGCAUCAGCAAAAUCGAGUGAGGCAAUCCAGGUGGAAUUAGUAGGCAAACAAGUAAAGGUAAACCCAGACAUGGCCAUCUUCAUUACAAUGAAUCCUGGCUAUGCUGGUCGAUCCAACCUCCCAGACAAUCUUAAGAAGCUCUUCCGCAGCUUGGCCAUGACUAAGCCCAACCGGCAGCUCAUUGCGGAAGUUAUGCUGUACUCGCAAGGAUUCCGCAUGGCAGAAAAACUGGCCUCCAAGAUCGUGCCGUUCUUCAAGCUUUGUGAUGAACAGCUUUCUUCGCAAUCUCACUACGAUUUUGGACUGCGUGCAUUGAAGUAUGUGCUGGUUAGCGCCGGAAAUGUGAAACGAGACAGGAUCCUGAUCAUCAAAGAGGAAAGAAGAGAAAGAGGAGAAAGUGUGAAUGAGGGUGAAAUAGCAGAAGAGUUGCCAGAGCAGGAGAUUCUGAUCCAGAGUGUUUGUGAAACAAUGGUUCCUAAGCUGGUCGCUGAAGACAUCCCACUGCUGUACAGUCUGUUGACAGAUGUCUUCCCUGGGAUCCCCUACACCCAGGCAGAGAUGAAGGGUCUAAGGCGCGAGUUGCAAAGGGUGUGUCAGGAGGCUCACCUUGUGUAUGGUGAAGGGGAAGAAACAGGGGCAAACUGGGUAGAAAAGGUUCUGCAGCUAUACCAGAUAUCCAAUCUCAACCACGGUCUAAUGAUGGUUGGGCCAAGUGGUAGUGGUAAAAGUACUGCUUGGAGAUCUCUUCUCAAAGCGCUGGAGAGGCUGGAAGGAGUUGAAGGCGUUGCACAUGUUAUCGACCCAAAAGCUAUGACCAAAGAAGAUCUGUAUGGUAUCCUUGACCCGAAUACAAGAGAAUGGACAGACGGUCUAUUUACACACAUUCUACGAAAGAUCAUUGAUAAUGUGCGAGGUGAAAUUAAUAAACGACAGUGGAUUGUUUUUGAUGGUGAUGUAGAUCCAGAGUGGGUGGAAAACCUAAACAGUGUCCUUGAUGACAAUAAAUUGUUGACACUACCUAAUGGUGAACGUCUUGCCCUUCCACCAAAUGUGAGAGUAAUGUUCGAAGUACAGGACCUACGCUACGCCACACUGGCCACUGUCAGUCGUUGUGGCAUGGUGUGGUUCAGUGAAGACGUACUCAGCACGGAGAUCAUAUGCGAGAACUUUCUCACAAAGUUGCGCAACAUUCCCUUGGAAGAGGCAGAAGAGGAACCACGAAGAGGUGAUGAAAAGGAGGGUGUGCUAUCUCCAAAUAUGCAGAUUCAGAAUGAUGUCGCGGCAGUACUUGCUCAACACUUUACGUCCGAUGGCCUUGUUAUACGUUGCCUGGAAUACGCAUCCACUCAGGAGCAUAUCAUGGAUUUCACCCGUUUGAGAGCGUUAGGUUCUCUCUUUUCUAUGUUAAACCAGUCUGUGAAAAAUAUUAUCCAGUACAACCAUGCACACUCAGAUUUUCCAAUGCAGCAAGACCAACUAGAACGUUACAGUGUACGCUACUUGGUUUUCUCGUUAAUCUGGGCGUUCUCCGGCGAUAGUAAGAUGAAACACCGUGAUCAGAUGGGAGAGUUUAUACGAAACGCUACGACAAUUCCACUACCACCUCAGGCUAACUCAUCAGUUAUUGAUUUUGAGGUGGCCAUCACAGGUGAAUGGCAACCCUGGCAAGCUAAGGUACCUCAGAUAGAAGUGGAGACUCACAAGGUGGCAUCACCAGACAUCGUCGUCCCAACCUUGGACACAGUUCGUCAUGAAGCUCUACUUUAUCUCUGGCUGAAUGAACACAAGCCCAUGGUGCUCUGCGGACCCCCUGGUAGUGGCAAGACUAUGACCCUGUUCAGUGCUCUCAGAGCCCUGCCUGAUAUGGAGGUUGUUGGCUUGAACUUCUCAAGCGCCACCACGCCAGAGUUGAUGUUGAAGACAUUUGAUCAUUAUUGUGAAUACCGACGCACCCCUAAUGGCAUUGUGCUGUCCCCAAUCCAGCUCAACAAAUGGCUGGUAGUAUUCUGUGAUGAAAUCAACUUGCCUGAUAUGGAUAAGUAUGGCACGCAGCGGGUUAUUUCAUUUUUGCGCCAAGUCUUGGAGCAUGGUGGAUUUUACAGAACUUCCGAUGAGCAGUGGGUCAAGUUUGAGAGAAUUCAGUUUGUUGGAGCAUGUAACCCACCGACAGACCCUGGCAGAAAACCACUGUCACACAGAUUCCUGCGUCAUGUGCCAGUCGUGUACGUUGAUUAUCCAGGCCCGGCAUCUCUUGCCCAGAUCUAUGGCACAUUCAACCGUGCCAUGCUGCGUCUUAUCCCAAGCCUGCGAACCUACUCGGAGCCUUUGACAAAUGCGAUGGUCGAGUUCUACAUGAUGUCACAAGAGAGGUUCACUCAGGACAUGCAGCCGCACUACAUAUACAGUCCACGUGAGAUGACUCGCUGGGUUCGUGGUAUUGUUGAAGCUUUACGCCCUCUUGAGUCCCUACCAGUAGAAGGCUUGGUGCGUGUCUGGGCACAUGAAGCAUUGAGACUGUUUCAAGACAGACUUGUUUUGGAUGAAGAACGACAAUGGACUGAGGAGAAUAUUGAUGUAGUAGCACUGAAGCACUUUCCAAACAUCAACAGAGUUGCUGCCCUCAAGCGCCCGAUUCUCUACUCCAAUUGGCUGUCUAAAGACUACGUACCCGUGGACCAGGAAGAGUUGCGCGAAUAUGUUAAAGCUAGGUUGAAGAUCUUCUAUGAAGAGGAAUUGGAUGUACCUCUAGUGCUGUUCAAUGAGGUACUGGAUCAUGUGCUCAGAAUUGACAGGAUUUUCAAGCAACCACAAGGCCAUUUACUGUUGAUUGGUGUAAGUGGUGCAGGCAAGACAACACUGUCUCGUUUUGUUGCGUGGAUGAAUGGACUCAGCAUCGUUCAAGUGAAGGUACAUCGCAAAUACACUGCAGAAGACUUUGACGAAGACCUGAGGAUAGUAUUGCGUCGCAGUGGUUGCAAAGACGAGAAGAUCUGCUUCAUUAUGGACGAAUCAAACGUUCUUGACUCAAGCUUCCUGGAGAGGAUGAACACACUACUAGCAAAUGGAGAGGUUCCUGGUUUGUUUGAGGGAGACGAGUACACAACUUUGAUGACACAAUGUAAGGAAGGAUCUCAGAAACAAGGCUUGAUGUUGGACAGCACCGAGGAGCUGUAUAAAUGGUUCACAGAACAGGUGAUGAAGAAUCUCCAUGUGGUGUUCACAAUGAACCCAUCGUCAGAAGGCCUCAAGGAUCGAGCCGCAACAUCUCCAGCUCUUUUCAACAGGUGUGUGUUGAAUUGGUUUGGUGAUUGGUCCAAUCAUGCCCUCUAUCAAGUUGGUAAAGAGUUUACCAACAAGGUUGAUCUUGACAAAUCAGAUUACCGAGUACCAGACUAUUUCCCGAAGGCAUUGGAUGACCUGCCAAAAAUUCCAACUCACCGGGAAGCCAUCAUCAACGCGUAUGUCUUUGUACAUCAAACCCUCCACCAGGCUAACAGCCGUUUGCAAAAGCGUGGUGGUCGUGUGAUGGCCAUCACACCAAGACACUAUCUGGACUUCAUCAACCACUACGUAAAGCUCUACAAUGAGAAGCGGUCAGAUUUGGAAGAGCAACAGCUCCAUUUGAAUGUUGGACUACAGAAGAUCAAAGAAACUGUUGACCAGGUGGCAGAGAUGAGGAAGAGCCUGGCUCAGAAGAGGAACGAAUUGGAAGCAAAGAAUUCAGCUGCUAAUGCCAAGCUAAAGCAGAUGGUGAAAGAUCAACAAGAAGCUGAGAAGAAGAAAGUAACGUCACAGGAGAUCCAAGCAAGACUCACUAAACAGACAGCUGAGAUUGAAGAAACAAGAAACUUUGUGAUGUCUGACCUCGCAAAGGUCGAACCAGCUGUCCAAGAUGCUCAGCAAGCUGUGAAGGGCAUUAAAAAGAGCCAUUUGGUUGAGGUGCGUUCUAUGGGCAACCCUCCAGCUGCAAUCAAACUCACCCUGGAGUCUAUCUGUCUCCUCCUCGGCCAAUACACUACCGAUUGGAAAGCCAUCCGUGGUAUCAUCAUCAAGGAUAACUUUAUAAGCACCAUUGUAAAUUUCUCAACAGAGGACAUCACUGAACAGAUCCGCAAGACCAUCCAGUCUAAGUACCUCAGUGAUCCAAAUUACAACUUUGAGAAAGUAAACAGGGCCAGUUUAGCAUGUGGACCACUUGUGAAGUGGGCAAUUGCACAGAUAAGUUAUGCGGAGAUGCUUCACCGUGUGGAGCCACUGCGUAACCAACUGAAGGAACUCGAAGGGAAAGCAGAAGAGAACAAGCGAGAAAUGGAUGAAGUGAAUCAAGUGAUCGAUGGUCUAGAGCGUAGCAUUGCUAGAUACAAAGAGGAAUAUGCGCAGCUGAUUAGUCAAGCGCAGGCUAUCAAGUCCACGUUGGAGGCAGUUGAAAUAAAGGUGAACCGCAGCACAGCCCUCUUGCGUAGUCUGUCAAUGGAGAGUAAGAGAUGGGAGACUAGCAGUGAAUCGUUCAAGGCUCAGAUGAGCACCAUCCUCGGUGACGUGUUGCUGUCCUCGGCCUUUAUGGCCUAUGGCGGUUACUUUGACCAACAGAUGAGGCAUAACCUAUUCAGCACAUGGUCCGCCCACUUGCAGCAAGCUCACAUCAAAUACAGGCAUGAUAUAGCUAGAGUUGAGUACCUAUCAAAUGCCGAUGAGCGAUUGCGCUGGCAGACCAACGCCUUGCCCAAGGAUGAUCUGUGUACAGAAAACGCCAUCAUGUUGCAACGAUUCAAUCGUUAUCCGUUGAUCAUCGAUCCAUCAGGACAAGCUACAGAGUUUCUCCUCAACGAGUACAGGGACAAGAAGAUCUCCAAGACCAGUUUCCUGGAUGAUGCUUUCCGUAAGAACUUGGAAAGUUCCCUUCGAUUUGGCAAUCCACUUCUUGUACAGGAUGUUGAGAGCUAUGAUCCUAUCCUGAAUCCUGUGCUGAAUCGAGAAGUACGCAGAACAGGUGGUCGUGUCCUGAUAUCGCUAGGCGACCAGGAUAUUGACUUGUCACCAUCAUUCACCAUCUUCCUGUCGACAAGAGAUCCAACAGUUGAGUUUGCUCCCGAUAUCUGCUCCAGAGUAACCUUUGUCAACUUCACUGUGACCAGAAGCAGUCUGCAGAGCCAGUGCUUGAACGAGGUACUCAAAUCUGAACGACCAGAUAUUGAUGAGAAACGAUCAGAUCUUCUCAAACUGCAAGGAGAGUUUGCUCUGCGUCUACGCCACUUGGAGAAAUCAUUGUUGCAAGCCCUAAAUGAUGUCAAAGGUCGAAUCCUUGACGAUGAUAGCAUUAUCACUACUUUAGAAACCCUAAAAAAAGAAGCCGCUGAUGUCACUAAAAAGGUUGAGGAGACUGAUGUUGUGAUGGCAGAGGUAGAAACAGUUUCUCAACAGUACAACGCCCUCGCUCAGUCAUGUAGCAGCAUUUACUUUACACUGGAGGCCCUCAAUCUGGUGCAUUUCUUGUACCAGUUUUCACUGCAGUUCUUCUUGGAGAUGUUCCAUGCAGUGUUGUCUGAGAACAAGCACCUGAAAGGAGUCACCGAGCACUCUUCACGCCUCUCCAUCAUUACUAAAGACCUAUUCCAGAUGUCCUUUAACCGUGUAGCACAUGGAAUGCUCCAUGAGGAUCACAUCAUGUUUGGCAUCCUCUUGUCUCGAAUCCAUCUGAAAGGUAUCUCAAGUGAGCCUGAUUACAAUGUGGAGUUUGAUCAUUUCCUGAGAGGUGCAGAGCAUUCCCUUAAAUCAGAGAAGCUCCCUAAAGUGGAGAAUCUAACAACUGAUCAGGUGGCGGCCAUGAUGCGUCUGACAAACUUACCAGCCUUCAAGGGGCUCUUUGAAUGGGUCAAUUCCAAAGAUGAGCACAAUGUACCAAUGUGCUGGAAGGAAGCAGUACCAUUUAGUGGUAUUGGCCAGGCUUUGCACCGUCUGCUUGUUGUACAGGCAUUCCGACCUGAUCGCCUGCUCUCAGCCUGCCAGAUAUUCAUCAACAGUGUCUUCGGAGAUCAGUUCCUCCACUCAUCCGAACAGGACAUCGACUUGGCUGCUGUCAUUGAAAAUGAUUGUAAAGCCUCAACACCAAUUCUGAUGUGCUCGGUCACUGGUUAUGAUGCCAGCGGCCGUGUUGAUGACAUUGCGGCUGAGCUCAGCAAGGGUAUAACAUCAAUUGCUAUUGGGUCAGCAGAAGGCUUUAACCAGGCAGAUAGAGCUAUCAACUCAGCCUCCAAGACUGGAAGAUGGGUGAUGUUGAAGAAUGUUCAUCUUGCUCCACAAUGGCUGGUAACAUUGGAAAAGAAGCUUCAUAGCAUCACCCCUCAUCCGAAUUUCCGUCUCUUCCUCACCAUGGAGAUUAACCCGAAGGUUCCUGUCAAUCUGCUCCGUGCAGGUCGAGUUUUCGUGUUUGAACCUCCUCCGGGUUUGAAAGCCAACUUGUUGAGAACAUUCAGCACUGUGCCUGCCUCCCGUAUGAACAAGGCUCCGACUGAAAGAGCAAGGCUGUACUUCCUGCUCUCGUGGUUCCAUGGUAUUAUCCAGGAGCGUUUGGUUUACUCGCCACUUGGCUGGUCGAAGAAAUACGAGUUUAAUGAAUCAGAUUUGCGUUGUGCUUGUGAUACACUUGACGUGUGGCUUGACCUGGCUGCUAAGGGUCGAUCUAACCUUUCACCCGAGAAAGUGCCGUGGAAUGCCUUCAGGACUCUGUUAUCACAGUGUAUCUAUGGCGGCCGUAUUGACAAUGACUUUGAUCAGCGUUUGUUGACAGCCUUUGUCAACAAGUUGUUUACUGUGAAGAGCUUUGAUGCCGACUUCCAAUUGAUCAAGGAAUUUGAUCAAGGCGAUGGGAAAAGCUUAUCAAUGCCAGACGGAAUAAGACGUGAACAGUUUUUGCAGUGGACAGAGUCGCUACCAGAGAACCAGACUCCAUCGUGGCUAGGCCUUCCUAACAAUGCUGAGAAAGUGCUUCUCACAACCUUGGGAAGUAACAUGAUCUCUAAGUUGCUGAAGAUGAGUCUGUUGGAGGAUGAGGAAGACAUAUCUGCUGCGUCUGUUGAAUUCAGAGAGAGGCACACAUCAGAUGGUCGGCCAUCUUGGAUGAGAACACUCAAUACAUCAGUUGGCCAUUGGCAGAGUGUUGUACCAAAAUCUUUGCCAUUGCUGAAGAGAACAGCAGACAACAUUAAGGAUCCUCUUUUCCGAUUUUUUGAGAGAGAGGUUAACCUAGGAUCCAGACUGUUGAAGACCGUACGAGCUGAUUUGGAGAAUGUAGCACAAGUCUGUCAGGGUAAGAAGAAACAGACCAAUCAUGAUAGGGCUCUUAUAUCUGACUUGGCUAAAGGUAUCAUACCUACAAACUGGAACAAGUACAAAGCACCAGUCGGCUUGACCGUCAUUCAGUGGGUUGGUGACUUCAGCGAGAGAAUCAAACAGCUGCAGCGAAUCUCAACGGCAACUGCUCAAGGUGGAGCUAAGGAACUUAAGAAUUUGCAAGUAUGGCUAGGUGGAAUGUUUAUCCCAGAGGCAUACAUUACAGCAACCAGGCAGUUCGUUGCUCAAGCUAACAGCUGGUCAUUGGAAGAACUCCAAAUGGAGGUCACAGUAGCAGACAAGGGUCAAACUGUUAACCUAGGAUCCAGACUGUUGAAGACCGUACGAGCUGAUUUGGAGAAUGUAGCACAAGUCUGUCAGGGUAAGAAGAAACAGACCAAUCAUGAUAGGGCUCUUAUAUCUGACUUGGCUAAAGGUAUCAUACCUACAAACUGGAACAAGUACAAAGCACCAGUCGGCUUGACCGUCAUUCAGUGGGUUGGUGACUUCAGCGAGAGAAUCAAACAGCUGCAGCGAAUCUCAACGGCAACUGCUCAAGGUGGAGCUAAGGAACUUAAGCUCACUAUGAACACAGCAGGCGAGGGCGCUGCAGUAGAUGGCCAAGAACACAGCUUCUACGAGCGAGGUGUAGCAAUCCUGUGUUCAGGACUGUCAGCUUAAAUUAUCGUGAUGCUAUAAAAAAAAAUACGUGCUUGAGUAAUUUGCAUGCUUAUCAAAGAAAAAACAUCAUGUUAACUGUGAAAAGAAACACUAAAAAUCGUUCAUAGUAUUAAGCAUUGAAUUUAUUUGUAUAAUCUAAACAUAGCUACUAUUAUCAGAAUUGUAUUAAAAUAAUUGCAAUGUGUUGUGAAAAUAAACAUACUAAUAAUUAAUUAAUUAAUAAUAAUAAUAAUAAUAAUUAAUAAUUAUUAAUUGAUAAUUAUAAUUAAUAAUUGAAUAAUUAGUUUAAAGAAUAUCAAUGGUAUCAGUGGUGGUUUAUAUAGAAUGUUGCUUUCUUUCAAUGUGUAAAAUUGUUGACAUGAAAAGAUGGUAUAGUCCUGUAAUAAUGGCAUGAAUUCACAUUUUUUGAUUGAAGUUUAAAAAUGUUGCUUAUAAUGUCUAAAAAUAAGAUUGAUAAACAAUGUAUUGCAACAUAGAUUUUUUUGACUGUUAACAGUCCAUUGAAAUUGGCACAGAUUUCUUCAAUAAUAUCAAUAAUUAUAAUGUUAAUAUCGAUUUUGUUCUUUCUUAUUGCCAAGAAUUGUUGAAUUAUUAGAGUUAUAGUAGAAUAUCACAGUUUGAUUAUAGUCAUAAAGUUUGAUAAAUAAACAUAAAAUUGUAGAUUGGUAGAGCUGUGUAAACUGCAUAGAUUCAUUAUAUGAAUCUAUAAAAAUUACAUUUUUGUGGAUAAUCCAUCGUAUACUUUUCUUAAGAUUGAAUGGCAUACAGUAUGUGUAUAAUUUUACAUAUUAAUUAUCACCAUAUAUUAUAAUUCAUUUCUUUGCUUUUCUCUCUUUAAAAAAAAAAAAGAAUUAUUGCAUGGUAAUAUCUUAUCUUAAUUCAAAAUAUUUGGAUUUGAGAAAUGAGAUUCAAAUUUUGUCAGUGAAAUAAAUGUGGUGUCAUAUA
Molecule: messenger RNA, 15022 nt
Organism: Anneissia japonica
Lineage: Eukaryota; Metazoa; Echinodermata; Crinoidea; Comatulida; Comatulidae
Product: cytoplasmic dynein 1 heavy chain 1-like
Biological process (GO): microtubule-based movement
Cellular component (GO): dynein complex
Molecular function (GO): dynein light intermediate chain binding; ATP hydrolysis activity; dynein intermediate chain binding
Source: RefSeq, a predicted model, not a curated record